Molecule: messenger RNA, 387 nt
Organism: Rotaria sp. Silwood2
Lineage: Eukaryota; Metazoa; Rotifera; Eurotatoria; Philodinida; Philodinidae
Source: the annotation of a GenBank genome assembly
AUGAUGCAAACACUGCGUCGUGAUUAUCAACGAGUUCAAUGUGUUUCAAUGAGUAAAGUCGGCAUGACUUGUCGUAAAAUCAGCACUAUCCUUGGUAUUUCAAAAUCAUCUGUUCAACGUGCUUUGAAGCGAUAUGAAGAAACAGGUGACUUUCGAGAUCGGCGACGUACUGGUAUACCAAAAACAUUAAAUAAUCGAAAUAUUCGUAUGUUAAAACAUUUAAUACAAAAUGAUGGGCGACAUUAUUCUGCACGUAAAACAACUUUUAGAUUCAUUAAUACAUUAAACAAUCCAGUUGCUACAAAAACAGUUAUUAAUUAUCUUCGCCAAUGUGGUUAUGAAUAUAAAACUAAAAUAACAAAAUCAUUUCUUAACAAGGAUCAUUAA